CUUUUCCUUUCGGUCACUUCACUCCAGCCCUGGCUUUCGGCUCGAACAAGAAGGGCUCUUGAAGCUGAUCCAGGUGGUUCGUGGUUGCAACCAUCUGGUUGUUUCCCCAUUCCGCCUGCAAUGGCGGGGAGCUUCGACGGGAGGACGCCAACCAGAGGCGUCGAGCAGGCCAUCGUUGCUCUGAAGAAGGGCGCGCAUCUGCUGAAAUGUGGCAAGAGAGGGAAACCCAAAUUCUGCGCCUUCAGGCUAUCAUCUGAUGAGACAACAUUAGUUUGGUAUUCAAAAGGGAGGGAAAAACGCUUGAGCUUAAGCUCAGUGUCAGCUGUGGUUCUCGGACAGAAGACUAUAAAAUUUCUGCGACAGCGUUGCCCAGAAAAGGAGUCCCAGUCCUUAUCACUUAUUUACAGAAACGGAGAGCGCUCACUUGACUUGAUCUGCAGCGACAAAGAUCAAGCUGAAUACUGGUAUCUGGGCUUGAGGGCUUUAUUACCAGCUCCGUGUAGUCCAUGUUCGUCAAUUGGUUCAAGAAGCAGUAGACAGAUAGAAAGUUGCACAAAUACUCCUCGCAGCUAUAUUCAGCUUAAAAGUAGGCUACCAAGUGUGCAUAGCACACCCAGGCACAUACAGGUACAUCCAUCACACAGGAACUCCAAGACACAGGGAAUUUUUUCAGGGGGUAGUGUUGAUUAUUCAGAAGCAUUGUUUUACCCAAGACAGCGAACAUUAUCUGACAUAGAUACCUACCUGGAAAAGCUUACACGCAAGGUGCCAAAUCCAGAUAUACAUGGUUUGAAAAAUAUUAUGGUUGGUAACAAAGAAAAGGACCAUAAAAUUGCCCAAACACCUAAACUGAAAACCUUUGAAGGACCCCGUUCAGCAUUAAGGCUCGAUUCUUUGAAGGAUAUUUUUUUCUGGGGUGAUGUUCUUGGAAGUAUGUUAGACUGUGAUGAUAUGUCAAAAUCCCUUCCAAGGUUAGUGGACUCAACCAACAUGCUUGAUGUACAAAGCAUUGCUUGCGGGGAGACUCAGGUGGCAAUAAUUACUAAGCAAGGGGAGGUCUACUCCUGGGGCAAUGACGGCAGUGGUAGAAUUGGACAUCAAGUAAAUAUCAAAGUCUCCAGACCCGAACUUGUUGAAUCUCUUGCCUCUUUACAUGUGAAGGCUGUGGCAUAUGGAUCAAAGCACACUUGUGCAGUAACAGUUUCUGGUGAACUUUUCGAAUGGGGUGAAAGGACUCAUAUGGGUUUAUUGAAUGACUGCUAUGCAGGGAACCAAUGGUUUCCACAUAAAUUGUUCAGUCCCUUGGAUGGCAUAUCUGUUGCGAAGAUUGCUUGUGGUCCAUGGCACACAGCUAUUGUAACAUCGUCCGGUCAGUUAUACACAUACGGGGAUGGAACAUUUGGUGUUCUUGGUCAUGGAGAUACACAAGGAAUUGCUUGGCCAAAAGAAGUAGAGUCUUUGAAAGGCUUAAAAGUAAAAUGUGUGGCAUGUGGGCCAUGGCACACAGCUGCCAUUGUGGAAGUAACCAGCGAUUUCAAGAGCAAUAUGCCAAGCAGCAAGCUGUUCACAUGGGGUGAUGCAGAUCGGGGGAAGCUGGGUCAUGCUGACAAAAAGAUGAAGCUUGUACCAACUUGCGUUGAUUCACUCGCAGACUAUGAUUUUAUUCAGGUGUCCUGCGGGAUGGCACUCACUGUUGUGCUUUCUCUUACUGGUGUGGUCUUUACCAUUGGCAGUUCCAUGCAUGGCCAAUUAGGAAAUUCCCAAGCAGAUGGUAAAUCUGUUUGUAUUGUUGAAGGACUUCUUAAGUCCGAGUUUGUCAGAAACAUAUCAUCAGGUUCUUCCCACGUAGCAGUACUAACUACAAAUGGGAAAGUGUUUACAUGGGGCAAAGGCAAGGAAGGACAGCUUGGUUUGGGUGACUAUCUUAGUAGGAGCUCCCCAACAUUAGUAGAGGCAUUGGAAGGCAGACAUGUCGAAAGCAUAUCUUGUGGUUACAAUUACACUGCCGCAAUCUGUUUGCACAAGGCAAUCUCAAGAAAGGACCUCUCUGUAUGCAGUGGUUGCAAGAUGUCUUUUGGUUUCACUAGAAAGAAGCAUAACUGCUACCAUUGUGGUUCCAUGUUCUGCAAUUCGUGCAGUAGUAACAAGGUUACCAACGCCGCCCUUGCACCAGACAAGAGCAGACGGUAUCGUGUGUGUGACGUGUGUUUCGGUCAGCUACUGAAAGUUAUGGAUUCUGGUAACAUAAAGUCAGAACUAAAGACCACCAAUGGAGAGAUGUCUAGAACUGAAAUUCUAAGGGCAUACACACCUAAGUUGUCACGUAUAUUCAAGGAUGUGAACCUACCUGUAGAAAAGGUGGGUUUAGUUCACAGUCCCAAUCAGAGAAACGAGGUCCCUGCCACUCCGGUUCAAGCAAAAUCUAGGAGAUGGGGGCAAGUUCAGUGCCCGGCUCAAUUUUUAUCUAAACAAGACAGUUUUCGGUAUCAACAUACAUGUGGUAGCUCUAUAUCCCAAAGAAUGCAUGGCCCUGCUGUGCUGAAGUGUGGCAGCUCUUUGCAACAGUCUACUGAUGGUCAGAGGAAAGGGCUGACAAGCACAGAAACCUUACUCAUGGAAGAAGUAAAGCAGCUUCGUUCACAGGUGACACUUCUUGCGGAGAAAUACCAGCAAAGAAGUCUUCAGGUUCAAUUGUACAAACAAAAACUUGAUGAGACAUGGCUAAUUGUUAGGGAUGAGGCUGCAAAAUGCAAAGCUGCCAAAGACAUCAUAAAGGUUCUAACUGACCAGUGUAAGGCCAUGUCAGAGAAACUUGUGGUUGGUCAGCAACCCGAGGACCCCAAAAUGACAUCUGAUAUUAACCAGGGACAACCAUUAAGAGCAGAUUUGCAACAUUAUGCCAGUGAAAAGUUUCCCACUGAGAAAUUCAUUCAACUCAAAAACACCCAGAAUCAUCACCAGACCAGCAGCCUAGGAGAUGAGGAAUAUGCACCACCUUCAAAUCCUGACGUGCCUGUUGAUGGACCAUGCAGUCAUCAGAAUGGUACGAGAACAUUUGGCAUAAACGGAUAUAUCACAGAAGCGGAUGCCCCUGUUGCCCCCGUCAUGUCCAAUGGUGUGAUUGAGCAAAUCGAGCGUGGGGUGUAUGUUACAUUUGCUGUAUCACCUGGUGGAAAGAAAGACAUAAGACGAGUGAGAUUCAGUCGCAAACAUUUUGGCGAGAAGGAAGCUCAGCAGUGGUGGGAACAGAACAAGAGCAAGGUGUAUGCAAAUUACGGCACUGAACAAACUCAGCAUCAGUUAGCUGUGACAGUCGAGUGUACAACUACAAGAUUAACCACCAAUAGGAGUACCAUUUACUAAGAAGGCACAUCACAAGGAAUUGAUUAAAUGACAUGAGAAAACCAGACAACUGAUUAGCAUUUGCUUCUUUAUCGUUGGCAGUAUAACUUACUGUAGAUACCCAUGUAUAGAUAGGUUUGAGGCAGACGUGGGCUGGGAUUCUGUUCCUGAUUCAGUUGCUGUUGAUCAGUCAUUCAGUCCUGAUAUGAAUCUGUAUCAGUUGUGAAUUCCUUGCAGAAAGUAGAAUUUGAUAAUUUGUCCUAA
Molecule: messenger RNA, 3606 nt
Organism: Panicum hallii
Lineage: Eukaryota; Viridiplantae; Streptophyta; Magnoliopsida; Poales; Poaceae
Product: PH, RCC1 and FYVE domains-containing protein 1-like
Exons: 9
Coding region: 121-3363 (1080 amino acids)
Molecular function (GO): metal ion binding
Source: RefSeq, a predicted model, not a curated record